AGAAAUUGGAGAUGCAAGUUUGUCGUUCUAAGCAUACAAAAGCAGACGUAAACGAUUUCAAAACUCGCUGAGUUCUUUCACAAGCGUCACUGCCAACAGAAAGCACAACAUAGUGUGAACUUUUCGGUGUUUAUCGUGUUAACUUCUUGAAAAGAUUUAUAAAAUGAGUGCUGUAGCCCAAGUUAAGAAGCGUAUGGCUGAGAUGCGUGACGGCAUCGAUGACGCCGAAGAACGUGCGAAAGACCUUGAGUUACAAAAACGCGAAGCUGAGGCGCGUUGUUUGACAGCUGAGGGCGAGGUGUCCUCACUGAAAAAUCGUGUUUUCCAGUUGCAAACGGAGAUUGAGCGCAUCGAACAAUUAAAGUCAGAUGUGAGUGCAAAGCUAGACGCUGCAAACGAGCGUAUCCUUGAAAAUGACAAUGUACGUAAAGACUUGGAAGGGAGAGAGACAGAUAACGACCAAGAUUUGGUCAUGUUUGAGCAAAGCACAAAAGAUACCAAGGUUUUGCUCACGGAAAACACCCAAAAACAUGACGACGCCUUGAAUAAGUUGAAGGUACUCGAAGGAGAUCUUGGUAGAGUCUAUGAACGUCUCACUGGUGCCCAGAAGAAAGUUGAGAAACUCGAGAACGAAGCAGAACAGGUUAGCACUGAUCUUAAAGAUCUUGAAUCGAGAGAUGAAGAAGCCAGCCAGCGUGAAAUGACAUUAGAAGACCAAGUGAGGUAUCUCGAGGCCCAAGUCAAGGAAACCGACCAGAGAGCGGAUCACGCCGAACGUAUGGCGACGACUCUUGAAGUGCUGCGAGACAGUCUGGGUGGAGGUAUCGAACUUGAACAAAAGAAGACUGCGGCGAUCAAGGAUGAGCUUGAAGCAACGAUGAAUGAGUUACUUGACAUGACUCCUGAUCCUGUAGAAGGUAACGAAUGAAGUGCAAAAGCCAUAAGAGAGACUUUCAGACGUUUUUAAAUAUUACCUAAAAUAGAACAUUUUAUAUCGAGAAUAUUGAAUUUUAUCUUUUGAUCAAACAAUGUUUAUUGUUGUUGAGAAUACAAGUUAUCAAGUCAAUUGUUCCAACUUAAA
Xenia sp. Carnegie-2017 is the source of this 1081-nucleotide messenger RNA. RefSeq names its product tropomyosin-like. The transcript is spliced from 4 exons. Gene Ontology annotation, biological process: muscle contraction; actin filament organization. Gene Ontology annotation, cellular component: actin filament. NCBI's taxonomy places the organism in Eukaryota, Metazoa, Cnidaria, Anthozoa, Malacalcyonacea, Xeniidae. The coding region runs from base 164 to 928 and encodes 254 amino acids. Gene Ontology annotation, molecular function: actin filament binding. The record is from RefSeq and is a predicted model, not a curated record.